AUGAGCAAUUUUUUCUUUAUUUCCUUCACUGUCUCCUCUCUUUCUUUACUUCUCUCGCCUCACCUCUCUCCUCUCUUUCAUUACUUCUCUCUCCCCUCUCUCUCAUUUUCCUUCUCUGUCUCCUCUCUCUCUCUUUCCUUCUCUGUCUCCUCUCUCUCUCUUUCCUUCUCUCUCUCCUCUCUCUCUUUCCUUCUCUGUCUCCUCUCUCUCUCUUUCCUUCUCUGUCUCCUCUCUCUCUCCUUCUCUGUCUCCUCUCUCUCUCUCUCUUUCCUUCUCUGUCCUCUCUCUCUCUUCCUUCUCUGUCCUCUCUCUCUCUUUCCUUCUCUGUCUCUCUCUCUCUCUCUCUUUCCUUCUCUGUCUCCCUCUCUCUCUCUUUCCUUCUCUGUCUCCUCUCUCUCUUCUCUGUCUCCUCUCUCUCUCCUUCUCUGUCUCCUCUCUCUCUUUCCUUCUCUGUCUCCUCUCUCUCUUUCCUUCUCUGUCUCCUCUCUCUCUUUCCUUCUCUGUCUCCUCUCUCUCUUUCCUUCUCUGUCUAAUUACUUUUCUGUCCCCUUUAUCUCUUUUUCCUUCCCCGUCUCCUCACUCACACACUCUUUCAUCCUCUGUAUCCUCUCUCUUUCUACUGUGUGUCCUCUCUCUCUCUCUUUCCUUCUCCAUCUCCUUUCUCUCUACUUCUCUAUAUCCUCUCUCUCUUUACUACUCCAUAUCCUCUUUCACUCUCUGUCUUCCUCUGUAUCAACUGUCUCCUUCCCCAUUUCCUCUCUCUCCCUCUUCUCUUUCUUCCCUUUCCUCUCUCUGUCCCCUCUUUUCAGCUGUCUCCCUUCUCCCCUCUCUCCUCUUUCUUUCCCCAUCUUCUCCUUCUCCUCCCUCUUUCCUUCCCAGUCUUCUCCCUCUCCUCCUCUUUCCUUCCCCGUCUUCUCCCUCUCCUCCUCUUUCCUUCCCCGUCUUCUCCAUCUCCUCCUCUUUCCUUCCCCGUCUUCUCCAUCUCCUCCUCUUUCCUUCCCCUUCUUCUUCCCUUUUUCCUCUCUCUAUCCUUCUUCUUCUCUUCACUCAUUCUCUCUUUACUUUUCCAUCUCCUUUCUUACUUCUCUGUAUACUCUCUCUUUACUUCUCCAUAUCUUCUCUUUCUCUCUUUCCUUCUCUGUCUCCUUUAUCACCUUCCCUGUCACUCUCUCUCUCUACUUCUCCAUCUCCCCUGUCUCCUUCCCCAUUUCCUCACUCUUUCUAUCUCUCCUCUCUGUGUCCUUCUCUGUCUUUCCAUUUCUGUCUCUUCUCUCUUCCCAUUUCUUUCCUUGUUUCUUUCUCUGUCUCCCCUUCUCUUUCUUUUUCUUUCCCCUCUCUAUCUCAAUAUCUAUUGUUUCUCUCCUUUUUAACUCUUUCUCUUCUGACAGUACCUGUUUUUCUUUUCCCUUUAUUUUCUUCUCUAUUCUUUUCCUUUACGCUUUCUUUCAUUUCCUAUUCUUUAUUUUCCUCUAUCAUUUCUUUCACAUUCUACAUGUCUCUGUGUUUGUCUCCUGA
Messenger RNA from Acanthosepion pharaonis, 1515 nucleotides. NCBI's taxonomy places the organism in Eukaryota, Metazoa, Mollusca, Cephalopoda, Sepiida, Sepiidae. The record is from the annotation of a GenBank genome assembly.